GGGAAAUGAUUUAAUUAAAAUUCACGAGUCGAAUGUAAUAUGCGCAUUUGAAAGGGUUGGUUUCAGUUGAGUGGGCUGGGAUAAUAUUCUGCAUUGCUAAAUUAGGAACGAGAUGGUCGCUUUUCCUUGAGAAAGGUUAGAUCAAGGUUAAGAUUUUGAGGGGGAGGUGAAAGUAGUAUUUGAUGAAAUACGUGUUUUGAAAGCGUAAACAUCCUGUAAGCGCACAAGGCGAGACUUGUGAAACUUUCACUUGAUCAUUACAUUUCGAAGCGGUGAGGUUGGUGCUAUCAUCCUCCAUAAGGAUUACAAUGGAAGCUCGUAAUGAAUACCCAGAAGAUAUGGCUUUAUUUCAACCAAUUUCUUUGCAAGAUAUGUGUAUUCAAACUAUUUUAUCUUCGAUAUUAUGUAUAGCUGAACUGUAUAAUGUAGAACUGAAUAUUCCUCGUAUGAUUUUAAGAGAUAUAAUAGAGAAAGGUCGAUUCUGGAUUGAUUUUGAAAGUAGUUUCUCCUUAGAGAACAGAGAUGUAUUUUGGGAUGAAAGUUUAACUCUCUAUGAAAGAAUUCGAUUUAAUAAGUGGUUUUCUAAACAAUUUAUUGCCUGGUUUUUCUUUGAUGAUGAUGUUAUAUUUCUUUUACACCUAAAGAUUGCACAUAUCACAUUUGUAAAACAUGUAAUUGUUCAAAAUAAUGAGUCUAAUAUUUAUUUGAAAAGCUGCAACAACAAAUGUUUAGAAUUGUGGUUACGAUGUCAAACAGACACUACCAGAACGAAAUGUAAAAUUUUCAGAAAAUUCAAUCAUUUCUUAUGUUAUAAUGAAAGGGAUACCCUUUCUUAUAUGCGAAAUGAAGAUAACUGGUGUGAGAUAUGUAAGCAAAGUCCUCUGUAUUUCAUUUGCGACGAGAAUUCAUGUUGCAUUUCUUUUGGAAACUUGAUACACGAAUGUCCCCGAAUUAACCAUGAUCACUGUUAUAAUAAUUGCUAUGGAGGUUAUGUAGAAAACUUUUCUUUUAACUGUCGAAUAUGAA
Stegodyphus dumicola is the source of this 1026-nucleotide messenger RNA. RefSeq lists its product as uncharacterized. The record is from RefSeq and is a predicted model, not a curated record. NCBI's taxonomy places the organism in Eukaryota, Metazoa, Arthropoda, Arachnida, Araneae, Eresidae.